Molecule: messenger RNA, 606 nt
Organism: Engraulis encrasicolus (European anchovy)
Lineage: Eukaryota; Metazoa; Chordata; Actinopteri; Clupeiformes; Engraulidae
Exons: 3
Coding region: 1-606 (201 amino acids)
Source: RefSeq, a predicted model, not a curated record
AUGGCGGCCGUUCAGUGGACCGAAGAGCUGGAGAGAGUGCUGAUAUCUUUUUACAUGGAACAUCAGUGCCUGUGGAACAUCAAGGCAAAGGCUUACAAAAACAGGGACCUGAGAAAAGCUGCUUUGGAGGAGCUCUGUCAGCAGCUCAAGCUCAACAGUGGUGGGCAUCAGGUUGUAGAGCAGGAUGUAAAGAAAAAAUUCAAAAAUCUGAGGACGGUGUUCACCAGGGAGCAUGCUGCUGUGGUGGAGAGCAGCAGGUCUGGGGCUGGGGCGGCAGAGAUCUAUGUGCCCAAAUGGAAGUAUUAUCAGCAACUUCUGUUUCUUCGCGACUCUUGUGGCAUGGACGAGAGUGAGGACAAUCUGAAAGUGCAAGAGGAGCCAGAGGCACCGACAUCACCAGAGGCACCAAUAUCACCUUGUGAGGGACUCUCACCUCAAAAACGGAAGCCAACUGGGAAACAAAAUGGUGCGGAAAAAAAAGCGGCUGAGGCGAUGGAGUAUGCCAUGGGGUUCCUGAAGAGGAAGGAGGCCUCUAAACACACAGGCUUCCUCCACUACCUAGAAAACCUUUUAGAUGACAUACCAGAUAGUAAAAUAAAAAAGUGA